Molecule: messenger RNA, 771 nt
Organism: Colletotrichum orchidophilum
Lineage: Eukaryota; Fungi; Ascomycota; Sordariomycetes; Glomerellales; Glomerellaceae
Exons: 1
Coding region: 1-771 (256 amino acids)
Source: RefSeq, a predicted model, not a curated record
AUGUGUAUGAGAGUCUUCGUCCUCCACCGCUGCCUCAGCCCCUCCAACGGCGGGUGCGACGGCUACUACGCCGAAUACCUCGAACAGCAAGAGUGUAACCACAUGUCUCUCCCGGGCCUCCCGCAAUUCGACUGUCGUGCCGUCUGGGCAGGCUUCGAAGACGAGAAGAGCACAAAGGCUCUCCACCGCGACGAGUACGCGAAAAAGGCUAGAGCCCUCUGCCCGAGCUGCCUGCUCAGGCAUCGGAUGGCCUACGUCGAGAGCGAGGCACAGGCGGAGCGCCGCGGAGAGUAUUCGGACCGCAUGCAGGCCAUCAUCGCAGACUUGGAGCGCCGAGCGGAGCUGGGAAGGAUGGAUUUCAUGAAUAGGGCGUACCGCGACAUGUGGGAUGCCGCAUGGGGUUUUGUGGACGGGUUGGCGGGGAAGGCGGACGGGGUGUGGAGUGGUAUUGAGACGGCGCUGCGGCGGCACUUUGGGGCCAGCGGGAUGGAGUUGGCUGUUGUGCGGGACUUGAUUGAGGACUUGAAGAUUGCCAAGAGGGAGUUGCUGGAUGAGUUGAAGAGUUCGACGCGGGAGAUGGCGACUGCGCUCGUUGGGCCGAACCUCGAGUGGCAGGAGGACCUGGAGGCGCAGGAACAGAGGGUUGGUGGGUAUAUCGACGACGAAUGGAGGAUGCAGAGACGGGCGGCUGUGGAUGCCUCGAGGGAGAGGGCUGAAGCCCAAGAUGUCUGCGGUGAUGGCUAUUCUGGGUUCGCUGACUCUGGUAGGUGA